Haemonchus placei is the source of this 1077-nucleotide messenger RNA. The record is from the annotation of a GenBank genome assembly. NCBI's taxonomy places the organism in Eukaryota, Metazoa, Nematoda, Chromadorea, Rhabditida, Trichostrongylidae.
AUGGGUAUAAAAAUUGAGCCUAGUCAAAAAUUACUGCCACAACUGCUUCUUGUGACCUCUGCAGUUAUUAUUGCCUUAUUCUACUUCUUUCCUAUUCUGCUACCAAUUACGGCAGGAUUGCUUGUGCUUGCUGUGGUGUUUUUGCGCAAUAAGCCAUGUAACCCCAAUCAUGUACGCAAAUUCUUUGACGGCUUUCGAAUUGGUGGUCAUCGUGGAGCUCCAAAAUCGUUUCCCGAAAAUGGUAUGGCUGGAUUUAAGCAGGCAAAGACCGAUGGCGCUGAUUUGAUUGAAUUCGACGUGGCACUGACGAAAGACGGUGAGGCCGUGCUUUUACAUGACGAUGAUUUGGACAGGACCACUAACCUGAGCGGUCCAAUACGCGAAAAAACUCUGGCACAGCUAGCGCCCGCCAAUAUUAGCGCGAACUUCACCAGAACAACGCAAGGCAACUUGGCUCCGGUUCAAAAUGAGGGCAUUCCCAGACUUGAAGCGGUUGUUAAAUGGGCAGUCGAUAACGACAUGAAAAUGCUUUUCGACGUUAAGGACUCCGAUCCUGAGCUGGUGCACAUUAUCGGGAACCUGUUCGAGAAGUAUAAUCUCUAUGAUAGAGCAAUCGUGUGCAGCUUCUACCCAUGGGUGGUCUACCUUAUCAAACAGGGUAAUCAGAAAAUACUUAGUGGUCUCACUUGGAGGAGCAAGUUCUUCUCCUACAAGGACAUCGAAAAUACCCUACCCCGAUACACUGGUCUACAGCACUACAUCUUUGUUUUAUUUGAUAUCAUUCAUGUAUUUCUACUUAAACUCGUCACCCCAUGGUUUCUUGGAGCCGAUCUGCUGCUCACUAACAACCUCGACAUAUCAAAAAGCUUCGUGAUGGAACAGAAAGAGCGAGGUCGCCAUGUGGCUGUGUGGACAGUGAACGACGUGGCCGAGAUGCAUUGGAUGCUUGAAGAAUUGUCGAUACCGAUUCUCACCGAUCAUCCCUGCUAUGCAAGCAUUAUGUCGCAUUUGAGUGCAAUUCGUGAAAAGAACUAUAACGAGCCGGCUCUGGAAUGUGCCGCCCACUGCAGCACAUAG